Messenger RNA from Pomacea canaliculata, 8858 nucleotides. Its product is annotated as titin homolog. Lineage: Eukaryota; Metazoa; Mollusca; Gastropoda; Architaenioglossa; Ampullariidae. The transcript has 22 exons. Gene Ontology annotation, cellular component: cortical actin cytoskeleton. The coding region runs from base 618 to 5789 and encodes 1723 amino acids. Gene Ontology annotation, biological process: intracellular protein transport. The record is from RefSeq and is a predicted model, not a curated record. Gene Ontology annotation, molecular function: myosin binding; small GTPase binding; actin binding.
CACUGGGUAGCGCCCAAGUGUCGUCUGCAUUCACUGGAUUUCCGACUUGGCUGUACUCACGAUGAGUGCUGUUCGCGCUCAGCUUCCAAACGCAGCAGUGAAUAUUUCAAAACAAACCGAUGUCGUGUGAACGAUGGAACUACUGAACAGAACAGCUUCAAUCUAAUGGAUCGAGAACAAUACUGCUGUGACCUUCUCUGACGACAUUGCUACCUACAUGGACAGUUGGUCAGAAACAUCGUGAACAUUUAUACCUGUCCAAGAGAUAAUUGCGCAUAGUAUCUCAUUCUGGGAAACAAAGAUAGUUGACCAAUUGGAACUAGCAUGAUAUUUUGUGGCUGUAACAUAAAAUCAGAUCCGAUUGGCAAAGAAGCCAUCCCAAAAAUAAGAAUGUUAAAUCCAAGAGGUUUAAUCGCAAGAAACCAGCUGUGAUGCAGUUUUGAUUGCCAAUUUCUUUGACAGAGGAAAACCUCAAUAUACAUAUCAGCAGUUUAUAGAUAGUUAAUUUUUAUCCGUGAUAGAUAAACUGCCUGAAGGGUACUGUCAUCGCAAAGCCCAAGAAAUAAUAUACAUAAGGAAGUUUUUUCCCCAAGAACCUGAUAAGAAACAACAGGAAGAUGGGUCGAAAACUUAAUCUUUCUCAUCUGACGGAGGAGGAAUGCGAAAAAAUUCUCAGCGUUCUGCAAAGAGACUUUGAGGUGCGACAGAAAGAAAAAGAUAGAAUUGGAUUGGUUGAGUCAGUCCUGAAUGCGGAGAAGAACAGGACAGCGGUGCUGUCGCAGCAGACGAUGUUUAACAAGAGCUGUUGUAUCAGAUGUUGUCAAGUCUUUGGCUUUAUAUUUAAUCGUCGCCACCAGUGUUUCGCUUGUGGUUACAAUGUCUGCAAGGACUGCUGCAACUACGUGGCUGAGAAUAAGACAUACAUCUGUGUGGUCUGUGCCCGGGAAAAGGACCUCAAGCAGAAGGCGUGCGGCUGGUUCUACAAUACAGUGUCUCAACGCUUUCGUCGUUUCGGCAGUGCCAAGGUGGUGCGGUCUCUGUACAAAAGCACCAGCUACUGUAAGUUGAGAUACGCUCUGAAUCAGGCCCGCAGUAUGAGGCACAAGUUAACCUCGGAUACAGAAGUGGAGAGAGGUUAUGAACCGUCAAUUUUCAGCUCCAUGGAGUCUCGAUCUGUCAAAAGGAGACCUCGACUUGCGGAUGUCUUCGAUAUUGACAAUGACGAUGACGAUGAUGAAUAUGAUGGCGGAGAAGAAGACGAUGACGUCGAUGACAGUGAAAACAAACUGCCUCCACAAAGCACUAGCGUCCGAACCCCCGCCAUCAGCACCAGCAACAGACGGCUGGGGUCCACCCGGGCAGGUUCUGUGGAGACCUUGAACUUGCUUUCAUCGUCUUCAUCCUCCUCACAUCAAAGAAGUCGGACUCCGGAUUUUCUUAAGCCCCUAUCCAAGGAGACCGAGAUAUACAAGAGCAAUCACAAAGCUCGAGAGACAAAAGGUUUCCACCAGAAAGCGUUUGACAGUGCGCGCAAAGCCGAGGAAUAUAAGUUCAGGAUCAAGUUCGACUCUUUGCUGAACGAGCUUCGCCAUGCACUCGACAAGAAGUCUCCACAGGGACUCUCCAACAGUUUCGCUAGUGUUUCUUCAGAUGGAGAGGUCAUGCUUUCGUUUCGCGCGAGGCUCAAGGAAAUCUUAAUCGGCUUCAGCAAGCGUCUGCACCUGGCCUUUGAAAGCUUUGAAAAGGACGAUCCAAAGGCCGAGCGGGUGCAGCAAGUGAAGCAGAACAUUUCUCGGUUCCUGGAGGAUGUGCUGGGCGAGUCACUGGAUCUGACCUCCGAUGAAGCUGUGUCCGAUCUGUCUUCACUUUCCGAUGAGUCCACUAAUGAGCGCCAUUCUUUUGAGGACCAGAUAGCGCAGGCAGUCGUCUCAAAGAUUGUAGAGAACCAUCGGAAAGAAGUGAGCCAUUCCCUCAAGUUCAGUCAUCGUCUCGAUGGCCACCUGAGUAGCCCCUCCUUGGUGCCGGACACCAGGGACAGCGAGGAGGAAGAAGGGGAGGUGGAAGAGGAGGCUAGCCCUCCUACAGAUCGUCAAGCCAGAAACAUAGACAUUACAAAAGACUUUGAAGAUCUUAAACAUUUCGUGGAGGAGACGCAGUCUCGGACAGUUCAGCAGUCUCUUGAGACAGAUGGUGAAGUCAGGUCUGGGGAAAGCGGCUAUAGUUCUCAAUCUCACUCAUCAAGCCUCGAGCCCCUGAGCAACGGAAAGGAUCAUUAUCUGCAGGACUUCUCCGAUCUCGAGCAGAUCGACUUCAACUCUGGGGAAACUGACCCCGACCUGUUGUCCAUGAACCUCGCCAUCAUCCCGGAGGAGACGGAGGAGGAGCUGGAGAGGGAUGCCGCUGAUAUCAGCGACAAACACUGGCGCGAGAACUGGAUCUUCAAGAACACAGCGCCCUCUGCAUACGACAACAUCGGCCAAAGGCGCAUCAAAGGAGGCAGCGAGACUCCACAGUACAUGAUGGUGCCACAGCCUGAUCACCGCCUAAUGCCUAAAGUUGGCAACAGGGACGUGGACCAGCUGUCCGAGCUGUCCGACUUUGACGACCAUAUUCUCUGCAGCGAUGAUCUGACGGAUGACGACAGCUUCUACCCACGGACCUCUGAGGAACUCGAGCGACUGUCUCGCCGGUCGUUCAGCACGCGGGCAGGGGCAGGUGACUCUUUCGUGGACACCGCCCGCCACAGGACACGGACUGAGACGCCGCCAUUCAGUGAUGAUUUAGACUUUGAAGAUGUGGGUGUAGGAACUGACGAUUUUGUCGGGCCCAUUGUGGAACCGACAAAACAGGAACUGAAGCUUCUGGAAGAAUUAGUCCCUGCUGAAAAUGACGACCCGAGGUUUACACUUGUGCCCGAAAGCGUCGUCAUUCAAGAAGGGGAACCGGUGAAGUUUUCCUGCAGGGUGUCGGGUACCCAGCCCGUAGACGUGUUUUGGUACCGAGAGCAAGAAGAAGUGGAGGAACUGGAAGAGAGUGAGGACGUAGAGCUGGUUGUUGAUGGAGAUCGCCACUCAGCCACCCUGUACAACGUCAGCCGUGCUCAAGCUGGUCAGUACAUGUGCAUCGCCCUCAGUGACCGCGGCAAAGCCAUCAAGUACCUCACCGUUACUGUCAAAGACAACAAGCAGGACCUCAAAAAGCCAGAAUUUCUAAAGCAAAUCACAGACAUGGAAGUCACAGAAGGACACAGUGUCAGGUUCCGGUGCAAGGUCAAAGGUUACCCCCAGCCCAGGAUUAGCUGGUACAAGGACGGCAUUCUCCUUAAAAACAGCAAAUCUUGUCGAAUCGAAAAGUUCGGCAACCGCGACUACAUUCUGACCAUCGACUACGCCACGAUGGACGACGACGCAGAGUACAUGGUUGUUGCCCGCAACGUCGCUGGGGAGGCUAAGUCUUCUGCGCAGGUCAUCGUAGAGCCUUUUUCAGGAGACGCCCCGCCCAUUCGCUCAAGGGGCAGAGUACUCUCGAGUAACACCAGUGCCGCCGACUCGGACUCGGACACACCAUCGUCUGCUCAGCAGUUGAGACGCGGGGAACUCAAGCUGGACACCCUGGCCCAGAAGGUGGCCGUGGCGCGAGAAAACAUGAGGGAAGAGGCCGAGUCCAUGUUGGUGACCGCUGAGGAGCUGACUGCCCUCAGCCAACACCUGGACGACAUGGAGCGCCAUCUUGACUCUAUAGAGAACGUGGCCCACCCUUACAACCCACACCCGCCCCACAAACAGCCGAGUAACAAUGUAGGCUCUUCUCACUUCUUGGAAGAAGCGGUGGAUUUGGAUAUUAUCGAGAACGAAAUUGCAAUGAAGGAGACCGCGAAACAAGUGCGCCUCAUCACUUCCAACGCCCUCAGUGUUCUUCGCACGGCCCAGGAAACAAUCGAGAGUGAAAAAUCCUUUUCUCAAGAGUACUCGACGAGCACUCCGCGACUACAGAACCGGAAGUCAGGCAUGGUAGGGCAGGAUGGGGACAACAAUAACAACAAAUCCUCCUCGCCAGUCUUUGCAUCGCUCUCGUUGACAGAGACUGACAGUAAAGCAAUCGACAUCAACAGUAUGCUGCCUGACAACCUGGACGAGCCAUCCUUCGAUUCCUUCCGGACGACCUCAGAGUAUACUCCCGUUGUUUCCGGUUCGUACCGAGAAGAAGUGUCCCUCUCCCUCUCAUCGGUCUCCAAUAAAAACAUCAACGAUCCACUUCCGCCGUCAGCGUUCAGUGAUGCGCAGAAAGUAUGCGCGACAGAAGUUAAAGCUCAGAAGGCAGUUGUAGAUGAUGUUUUUGGGCGAGAAACUGACAGUUCAAGGACUUCUAAUCACAGCUCAAUGCCCACAGCAGACAACAGCAUGAGGUCGAUGAGAGAGAAGCUGACACUGACAGAUGAGUCCAGCGUGACAGUCCCGACAGAUGAAGUGGACUCGCGGUUGGCCAUGUCCGAUUUCUCACUAGCCUCACCCGAGUCGGACAGUAAACUGAUUGUCAAUUUUGGUCCGAAGGAAACCAACCGAGAAUGGUAUAGUCGAGACUACGAAGUGUCUUCGGUAAAGCCUGCUGCUGAAACGACUGCAAGAAAACGAUGGUCGGUCACAUUGGAUCCCUACUGCCCGACAGCAGAAGUGGUCAACAGACAGUCUAGCCUUGAGGAAACGGAGGAAAAGAUAUACCUCACUGCUGGCCACAUGUACGGUCUAGAAGACAGAGUCAGGGAGCUGGAAGGGAGACUGGAAGGUGAAGGUCGACGGGGACCUGUACAUAGCCUUUCCGACCUUGAAGCUCAGGUGGUUAAGGCAGCAGUUCAGGUGACACGAAGCGAGAAAGAGGUAAAUAGCAUCGUGAACGCGGUCAGCCUUCUUCAGACUAGCCCUCGGUCGUCAAGGGGCAGCAGCUCCAGCACAGCAUCCACCCCGCGCGAGUCUAUCGACUCCGGCACAUCACUGACCAGCGAGCGGCCGCAGCCUCUGCACCUGGUUGGGCAGACACGCGAGGACGACAUCCCCGAGAGCCGCGCCGAGUUCGAUGCCGACUCCGGGGUCGAGCUUCCCUCAGUCAGUCGCCUACGAGCAAUGUUCUCGCCUAACCGCAAAGAAGACGACUUUGUAGACGGGAACUUCAAUCGGGAGAGUGAAAAUCCUUCAGUUUACAGCAUCACUGCAAGACACUUGCCUAAAGGCCAACUUCAGAAACUGAGAGGUAGCCAGGAGGCGGCUUACAAUGUCAGCAGCAAGCCUGUACAGUCACGUGCUGUAAUCCACUUAAAGUCGACUUCCAGUGGACCUGCAGACGAAAGGCCCACCACCCGCACUUUUCGGUCAGGCCUUCGCGCGCCUCCUCAAGAAGUUGAGGACGAAUACACCACUCGACAGACCAAAACGAUAUCACUACCCGAACCGGCUCGCUACCACCAGCUGGAGCCGGCCAAGGACCCGGUGCUCAUUUACCCAGAGCAUGACAACCAAACCCUGGACGCAGGCUUCACCCACCAUAGCGAGCAAGCAGACGGUCAGUGGCGGUCAGCGGGAGUGCAGGCCGGAGGAAGCCGAAUUCGUCCGAUACCUAGGGGGACCCCCACGGCAGCCACCCUCGAUGUAGAGGACAAGACCGUCCCCAGGAUUCGCUCCGGGUGCAUCUCUGCGCGAGCCGCCUUCUGGGAGCGCCGCAUCAUGCAGGGAGAACCAUCCGACUCCAGAGUGGAGGAAGAGUUCCCGGAGAUGGUUCAAGACAACACCGCCACAUGAGGUCGCCACCAGUCAGACUGACUACAUUGUUUUCUGACAUCAUUGCACAAGCGCCGUCACUCUUCUCGCAGAACCCGACUGAUCUGCUCUUGACCAGGCCAUUUAUAUUAUAAAAAAAAACAUUAGCAAUAUUGGAACAGUAACCUGAUAUAAUGAGUCAAAUAAUGAAAACCAAAGAGGUUCGCGGGCCAAAAGUUUAUUAUUAACGCAAAAAGAAUCUUCAGCCCUUACACGAACCUUGACCCUCUGGGUUUGCAAUCUUUCUGUUGAUAUUGUUAUGCGCGAGUAAUCAAAAUCGCUUCGAAUAUCGUCUUCCUGUAUAAGUUGUAUAUGCUCUUGUGGUCUUCGAGGCGCAUGAGACAAUAACUGGACAAAACAAGCCCCUGCCUCGGGUAAGCUCUGCCGAUACUCAAGGGAGUGAUGUCACUACUCGACCAGAGGGCGCCCUCGGCAGGCUGCGGUAUGUGCAAUACAUGACUGUCCUUCACUCUGGUAGUCUUUCUCUCUGAGCGGUGGGAUGGCAACGAGUGUCUCCAAGCAGCCACCCGUGAAGCCGUAAAAGGAGUGUAUCGAGCGACAGCGCCGUCUGGUGGGGAAAGACUAGGCUGCUGAAGCCUGUUUGGUGCUAAGUGUACAGUAUACGGAAACCUUGUAGUGGAAGCAGAUCUGACAUCGUUGACUGGCUUCGUUAGCACUUGUCUAGAAUUCCUUGGAAUUUCGUUCGACUAAAAUCCGUUGUUUUGUCAGUUUUAAUUUGCUUGAAUGGUGGUUAAAUUAAACCCAAGUGCCUAGGGGUGGACUUGCCUAGUCAUGGCGAGUUUCAAGUUUGAGUGAUUAUCACGAAGUAAACUUGAGUUUUGUCUCUUUUCUCGUGGAUCUUGAGAGAGGCGGCCAGAUGCUUACAUCUCCUUGAACAUCAAAACUGGCAGAGACUGGUAAACAACCUCAUCACAUUCCAGAUGGACUUUUGGACUGGUCUCUGAAGACAUUUUCUUGUGUGUAUUUGAUGAGGGUAAGCAAAGACAAGCUCUCGAAAAACUCGUUCUUUGGAGGGGAGUGUGGCCACUGGCAUCCUCUUUUCCUAAAAAGAGAUUCUUUUAUAUUAUGAUUAACUCGCGUUUAUUUUAAAACUUUUGAGCGGUGAUUUCUGUAAUGUUUGUCUUAUUUCAUGUUUCCAAAGGGAUGUUAUUUGUGGAUAUUAAUCGUCACAGUUCCUAACUUAGUUCUGACCAGGUAUGACAUUAUAAUGUAAAGAAUCUAAGAGUUUUUUUUCUCCCUUAGUACUUGUGGAAUAUCUGCUUAUUUUGUUGUUUUUGUUGUUUGCUAUGAUAAUGUAUCUCUGUUUAGUUGUUUAACAUGAUGCAUGUACACGUGCUUUGCCACAAAUACCUCAAUUUGCAUUUAUUUGCGUUCUCAGGUCUGUGUAUUUUUUGGUUCUCUCUUCUCCCCACAGUGACGACUAAGUUAUUUUCCUGUUUCUAAUUUAAGAUGAACAAAACUAUCGGUCGAUUCUACCUAAUUAGGCGGUACCUCAAGCGCUGCAGAAACCGUAGUCUGCUCUUUCCUUUUUAAUUUUAUUGUCUUAAAAUAAGAUCUUUAUCGGUGAAGGAAGUAUUCAAAAGUGCCUAAAGUCGAGUGAGAAAGUUGGCAAGAUUAUUUUCUUCUCGUAAAAGUCUCUUGAAGCUUCCUUUUAAAAGCUGAAUGAUGUAACAGACAUCUUAAGGAGUCUUUUUGUAACUGGAUAUAAUGAAGACAAAGAUGGCAUGUUCUGUAUACUUUUAGUAAAGCCCUGUCACAAAAAGGAUAUGUAACGGCUACCACAGACAUGUGCCGCUGAAAUCAUUGCUAUAACCAAGUUAAUCAUGUGCUUCAGUUUCUUGCUUCUUUCUUCAACUGAAAAUUUUAAAAUGAAAUAAUGAAGUAUGAUUCGUGAAAUCAUUCAGGGUUUAAUCUCUAGUAAAAAUCCCUGUUCGUUCCGAGGCUUGUGCGCGCACGACGAACCAACUGAAGAAGCAUGCAAGCUUUCAAGUUGGAGGACCGAAGCCUGUUCGGGUUAUGUAUUGUAAACCUGAACAUAAGUGUUGAGCCAGUUUCAUUUCACUUUUUGUCCUGUUGUGUGAUGCUGUCGUCUUUACAAGCAAGGCGUUUAGUUUGUGAUAAUUACAGAGCCAAAGGAAGCAGACACUAGACGACCUGAGCUUGUGAGACUUUGCACGACUGGAUCACAGCAAGGUUGUAAACAUUGAUGGCGGGUAGUUACAGUUCCUGCUAGAAAACAGUGCACUUCACUGGCACUAGAUGCUGUAACUCUGAUAUAAUUACCGUCCAGUCAGUAAGUCUGUUAUCAUGGCCGAAAAAUGUACUAGUUGUGUCAAAGUAGUGAGGCAAUAAUAAGCUUUGUCUGUGUACAAUGUGGAAUAGCGGGCAGUUACACUCCUACCAAACAUGUUUUUACAACCAUAUUCUAACCUGAUCGUUAAUGCAAAAUGUUCGAACCUCAGUUUGGCAAAAGUUCAGUUAGUAGCUUUAGCUCCUAGCAGAUCAGCCUGUUUUUCGGUCAACAGAAAGAUGCAAAUAUCGAACAUGAAUUGUUAACUUUCAUAUUCAGAUAUAACAUUUGAUUAUUAUAUUUUUAAAAUAAAUAUUGUACUUUUGCUGGACCUUGCAUCUGAUUGAUUUUGAGCUAUCAUUUAGAUAUAAGCUAUCAGCAAUCAGUCCAUCCAAAAUCAUGCCAGUUACGGAUUAACACCUAGAAAGUGAAGUGCACGCGGAGAUUAUAUAGUCUUUACAAGAAGUGCAAAAGACAGGAAGCAUGUUUCGACAAGGCCUGGGGUUCUUGACUAUUAGAAAUUAUCAACAAGUUCUGAUGUUUUUGACUGUUAAAAAUAAACAGAUUAAAAUAAAUAAUGCCACGGGAUUUUCACAAACUACUUCUGUACACGAAUCAUAUGCAGCUAAUAAAGGAAUGUAUUUAUUACUAACCCGAAAAUACGUUUGGAAAGGAGUUCAAAAGUACAAUAAACAUAUUCAGACUAACCGGCGAGUCAAUAAAGUUUCUACAUUUUAUAA